Messenger RNA from Synchiropus splendidus (mandarinfish), 426 nucleotides. RefSeq names its product protein preY, mitochondrial-like. The transcript is spliced from 2 exons. The record is from RefSeq and is a predicted model, not a curated record. NCBI's taxonomy places the organism in Eukaryota, Metazoa, Chordata, Actinopteri, Syngnathiformes, Callionymidae. Bases 16 to 411 code for a protein of 131 amino acids.
CGAGAUGAACGCUAGAUGGCGCUGUUGGUCCGGAAGCGUUCGACUGAAGGUGUCAUCUGUUUCCGGGUUAUCGGGGUCAUAUCAUCCCCUUGUUGGGAGUUGGUCAUGUUGCGCAGUUUUUGUUGCGGUUUAUUGAGGAAUUAUUCGUUCGUGAAGCCUUUGAGGUUCGGUUCUGUGCGUGGAUCCGCGCGGACCUUCUGUGAGGACCAAGUGCAGAGCGACUUUGACGUGUCUCUGCUGGAUUUCCUGGUGUGCCCUCUGUCCAAGAAGCCGCUGAGGUACGAGGCCCAAACGAAUGAGCUGGUGAACGACGAGCUGGGCAUCGCGUACCCCAUCAUCGAUGGCAUCCCCAACAUGAUCCCACAGGAGGCCCGGCUUCUCCAGAAGGACCCCCCGCCCACACAGGAGUAGACCUCUCCCUCACCU